This is a messenger RNA of Ceutorhynchus assimilis (cabbage seed weevil), 1317 nucleotides long. NCBI's taxonomy places the organism in Eukaryota, Metazoa, Arthropoda, Insecta, Coleoptera, Curculionidae. The record is from the annotation of a GenBank genome assembly.
AUGGGUGGAGGUCCAGCAGGUCCAGCCGGUACCGGUAAAACUGAAACAACCAAAGAUUUAGGCCGCGCCCUGGGUAUAAUGGUAUACGUCUUCAACUGUUCAGAACAAAUGGACUAUAAAUCUUGUGGUAACAUCUACAAAGGCCUCGCACAGACUGGAGCUUGGGGAUGCUUUGAUGAAUUUAAUAGAAUAUCGGUGGAAGUACUAUCAGUGGUAGCAGUUCAAGUGAAAUCAGUAUUGGACGCAAUUAAAAACAAAAAAGUAACUUUUGAUUUUAUGGGCGACAUGAUAAACCUGGUACCUACAGUAGGGAUUUUUAUUACUAUGAACCCCGGUUAUGCUGGCAGGACUGAACUACCAGAAAAUUUGAAAGCACUUUUCAGACCUUGCGCUAUGGUGGUCCCAGACUUCGAAUUAAUUUGCGAAAUUAUGUUAGUCGCCGAAGGAUUUCAGGAUGCUAGAGUUUUAGCCAGGAAAUUUAUUACUCUAUACACAUUGUGUAAAGAAUUAUUAUCGAAACAAGAUCAUUAUGAUUGGGGUUUGAGAGCUAUCAAGUCUGUUUUAGUGGUUGCUGGAUCGUUGAAGGCAAGGACCAAUUUAAGGGGUGAUCCAGGAAGACCCGAAGAAGAAGUGUUGAUGCGAGCACUUCGAGAUUUUAAUAUACCGAAAAUUGUCACUGACGAUACUCCAGUUUUUAUGGGACUAAUUGGUGAUCUCUUUCCUGCACUAGAAGUUCCAAGAAAAAGAGAUGCUGAGUUUGAAAGAACUGUUAAACAAGCCACCAUUGAUUUAUUGCUACAGCCAGAGGAUAAUUUUAUUUUAAAAGUAGUACAAUUAGAAGAACUACUCGAAGUACGUCACUCUGUAUUUAUAGUAGGAAAUGCAGGCACCGGCAAAACUCAAGUUUGGAAAACCUUAUUCCGGACUUAUGCCAACAUAAAACGUAAACCAAUUUUCAAUGACCUCAAUCCCAAAGCGGUCACCAACGACGAACUUUUUGGCAUUAUAAAUCCCGCCACUAGAGAAUGGAAAGAUGGUCUUUUAUCUGUUCUGAUGAGAGACCAAGCUAAUAUUAGCGGCGACAGUCCGAAAUGGAUUAUUUUGGAUGGCGACAUUGAUCCCAUGUGGAUAGAAUCUUUGAAUACUGUUAUGGAUGAUAAUAAAGUGUUAACUUUGGCUAGUAAUGAAAGAAUAGCUUUGACUCCGACUAUGAGGUUGAUAUUUGAAAUCUCGAAUUUAAGGACUGCCACUCCGGCUACAGUUUCCAGAGCUGGGAUUCUUUAUAUCAAUCCCCAGGACUUAGGAUGGAACCCGUAA